Cuscuta epithymum is the source of this 1780-nucleotide messenger RNA. Lineage: Eukaryota; Viridiplantae; Streptophyta; Magnoliopsida; Solanales; Convolvulaceae. The record is from the annotation of a GenBank genome assembly.
UAAAAUCGCAAAACCUCUCACCCGGUUACUUGAAAAAGAUGCGGUUUUUAUAUUCUCUGAUGAAUGUCACCAUGCUUUCCAAGCACUUAAAACACAACUGAUCAAUGCACCUGUGCUUGUGGCCCCAGAUUGGAGCUUACCCUUUGAACUCAUGUGUGACGCUAGUGACUUAGUAGUGGGGGCCAUCCUUGGUCAAAGGAAGGACAAGAACUUCCACCCAAUCUACUACGCUAGCAAAACUCUGUCAGGGCCACAACUCAACUACACCACCACUGAAAAAGAAUUCCUUGCUAUUGUUUGUGCUUUAGAGAAGUUUAGGACUUACAUCAUUCUUUCGAAGGUUAUUAUCUAUACCGACCAUUCGGCCAUUAGAUAUCUCCUCCAAAAGCAUGAUGCUAAGCCUAGACUGUUACGCUGGGUUCUUUUGUUGCAGGAAUUUGAUAUUGAAAUCAGGGACCGAAAAGGGUCUGCUAAUCAGGCAGCUGAUCACCUCUCGAGGUUAGAUGCCGAGUUAGCAGAAACUUUCGGAAAAUGCGAAAUUGAGGAGCUUUUUCCUGCUGAGAGAUUGAUGGCGAUUUCCGCCAAGGAGCAAACACCGUGGUAUGCCGACAUUGCCAACUACCUUGUUGGUAAAGUCGAGCCUACCGAACUGACAAGGCACAUGAAAAGGCGGUUCCUAUCAGAAGCAAAGCACUAUUUUUGGGAUGAUCCAUAUCUAUUCCGAAUUUGUGCUGACCAGGUGGUGAGAAGAUGUGUUACUGAAGCUGAGGCAAAGGACAUUCUGGAGCAUUGUCACAGCGGUCCUACUGGGGGCCACUUCUCAGGGAAUAGAACCGCAAGGCGGGUUUUGGACUGUGGGUACUUCUGGCCCACGAUUUUUAAAGAUGCUAAUGUAUUUGUUUCUUCUUGUGAUAACUGUCAACGAAUCGGGAACAUUUCUGGGCGCAAUGAGAUGCCCCAACACUUUAUCUUACCUUGUGAGGUAUUUGAUGUUUGGGGCAUCGACUUUGUUGGACCUUUCCCAAGCUCAAGAGGAAACAAAUACAUUCUUGUGGCCAUUGAUUAUGUUUCUAAAUGGGUUGAAGCCCAGGCCUGUGUCACCAACGACUCUCGAGUAGUCGUGAAUUUUCUGAAAAAGCUCUUUACCAGAUUUGGUGUGCCUAGGGUUUUGAUCAGCGAUAGAGGGACUCAUUUCCACAAUGACCCAAUGGCUAGAAUUUUGGCCAAAUAUGGAGUCCAACAUCGAAGCGGAGUAGCGUACCACCCCCAGACUCAAGGACAAGUGGAGAACGCUAACAGGGAUUUGAAGUCCAUUCUGGAGAAAACUGUUGCCCAGACCAGGAAAGACUGGUCGACUAAACUUGACGACGCUCUUUGGGCAUUUCGGACUGCUUACAAAACCCCGAUCGGAACCACACCUUUUCGCCUUGUAUACGGGAAGUCUUGCCACUUACCCGUCGAACUCGAGCAUAAAGCACUUUGGGCGAUGAAAAAUGUCUGUUUUAAACUGGAUACUGCAGGGAAGGAACGAUUUUACCAGCUGAAUGAACUGGAAGAAUGGAGAGCGCAAGCUUUUCAUAAUUCCAAACUUUACAAGGAACGAGCCAAACUCUACCAUGAUCAACACAUCAAAGCUCGUGAUUUCAAUGCUGGAGAUAAAGUGCUGUUGUUCAACUCCCGGUUGAAGCUUUUUCCAGGAAAGCUUAAAUCAAGAUGGUCCGGACCAUUCAAGGUCAUAAAAGCUUACCCCUACGGAACUGUUGAGAUUGAAGAUGCUAAU